This is a messenger RNA of Varroa destructor (honeybee mite), 1552 nucleotides long. RefSeq names its product phosphatidylinositol 3-kinase 92E (gene Pi3K92E). Gene Ontology annotation, biological process: phosphatidylinositol 3-kinase/protein kinase B signal transduction; phosphatidylinositol-3-phosphate biosynthetic process; cell migration. The record is from RefSeq and is a predicted model, not a curated record. NCBI's taxonomy places the organism in Eukaryota, Metazoa, Arthropoda, Arachnida, Mesostigmata, Varroidae. Gene Ontology annotation, cellular component: phosphatidylinositol 3-kinase complex; cytoplasm; plasma membrane. Gene Ontology annotation, molecular function: 1-phosphatidylinositol-4-phosphate 3-kinase activity; 1-phosphatidylinositol-3-kinase activity.
GUUUGGAGAACUCACCAUUCACCAUUCUGUCUUGGUUGCGGACUGUGCAGAAAACAAACCUGUCUUAACGUGCUUUCCACAUGAUUUCCUGCCAAUCACGUGUUUGUUCUGCAAUGGCGUGUUUUGCAAAGAGCAUGCCAGCGCUUUGAAUCACACUUGUGUAAAUGACAAGCGACUAACUGCCGAAGAGGUGGCCAAUUUGCAAAAAGCUGGCGGUGGCCUGCAUCGUUGCGCCUUCAGUGGAUGCUUGACGCGUGAAUUGGUUGCUGUGAUAUGCCACUUUUGCAAACGGAACUACUGUUUUCCUCAUCGCCAUCCUCCGAGCCACCUUUGCAUGCAAAUGCCCAAACCACAGGCAGAGAAGCAUAUGCCUAGAACCGCUGCUGUGGUCAGGGAUAUCAUCCAGGCCAGAAAAGCUAUUAUCGCCGCGGCUGAAGCAUCGCCCGCUGCGUCGCUUGCCCGACAGAAAAAAAUUAAUCCGACUGCUUUGAAGGUGAAGCUAAUGAAGCUUAAAAUGAAGGCUCGAGGAGAUAAAGGCCUUCCAGAGCACGAAAGAGUUUACCUUGAGAUCCGACUACCCGACGGACAGCAGAAGCCAUAUUUCUUCUCAAAGCUGUGGACUGUCGGACGUUGUAUGGACUAUGUAUGUGAUAAUGAAGGAAUCCCUAACGACAAUAACCGAGUCAACGCUAAGCGUCUUUUCCUCCAGUCAAUGGAACGAUCAGUAGAAGGCGGCUUUUCGCGUUCUCUAGAUCUGUCGUCGUCAAUGGAGAGUCUUUUAAAAAAAGACAUAAUUCGAGAGGCAGAUGAGUUAAACCUGACUUACCAUGGUAGUCAAUAACAAGUACAAAAGGAGCCGAUCAUAAGAAGUUUAUCUGCAGUCCUGCAAAGGCCUAUAUUAGAAUAUGAACCUGGAUAGCUUGUGUAGCUAUAUGUGAUGUGUGAUCCUCGAAUCAAAUUUAUUUUUUGCAAAAUCUGCUGCAUUUAACAGGCUCUGUCAGCAUCAAUAAACGCGAUCUAUAGGGCUCUAAAUGAAUUGAGGCAUUUAUUAAAUAUUUGACCAUACGUUCGCUAUGCUGUGUGAAACUUAGAAUAACGUGUCCGAUGAUAGACUAAGUGUAGCUUCUAUAUCAGCUUGUACAUAUGUAAAAUUGUGCAUAUAAUGCAGUGCAAAAAGCGUAGUUUGACAAAGGAUUCUUAUUAAAUGUUCCAAAAGGAUACAUGCGACUUUCCAGUUAGUACCUUGUGAAGUGCAAAAUAAUAUAGUAUAAAUAAGACACAUAAUCACUCCCCUCUAAUAUAAAGGGUUUUUCAAAAACAAAGUUGUUUUAUAUGAACUGUUAUUUUUACUAUAAAAGCGAGUGAUAUAUUUUAUAGUUUUUUUUUUGAGAACAAAAAUAUACAAUUAUUUUUUUCGUAUCAUCAAAAAUAGAAUAUGAAGUUCAGUCAGCCUUUAAUAUAUUGCAGGUCAGCGCCAUUUUAUAUGUAGUGGUUAAUGUGGUAUUUGGUUAAAUGGUGAUUGUGUAUUAUCAGAUCAAAGUCGUACUCUCCG